CGCGUGUCCGGUGACCCCGUCCCUCCCCUCCCACAGGCGGCUGUGUGGGCGAGUCAUGGCCGCCUCGAAGCCCGUGGAGGCGCCGGGCGGCGGCGGCUCCGGCACGGGUCUGUCCCGCUGGCAGCUUGCUUUGGUGCUGGGGGCGCCCAUCCUGCUGGGCGCCGGCGCUGUCUACCUGUGGGGGCGGCGAGCGGCCCGCCGCGGCGGGAAGGGCGCGAGCGAGCGAAAGACCCCAGAAGGGCGGGCCAGCCCCGGCCCCUAUGGCGGCGGCGCGCAGCCCGAUGGGCCCGGCCACGAGGAGAUGAGCCCUCUUGAUAGAGCCCAAGCAGCCAAGAACAAAGGAAACAAAUAUUUUAAAGCUGGAAGAUAUGAGCAAGCCAUUCAGUGUUAUACUGAGGCUAUCAGCCUGUGCCCUCCUGAGAGAAAUCUUGAUCUUUCUACCUUCUACCAAAAUAGAGCUGCUGCCUAUGAACAGCUGCAAAAAUGGACAGAAGUGGCACAAGAUUGUACAAAGGCUGUGGAGCUUAAUCCUAAAUAUGUGAAAGCUCUCUUCAGACGUGCAAAGGCUCAUGAGAAGCUAGACAAUAAGAAGGAAUGCUUAGAAGAUGUCACUGCAGUCUGCAUUUUAGAAGCCUUCCAAAACCAGCAGAGUAUGUUAUUAGCUGAUAAAGUUCUCAAACUCCUUGGAAAAGAAAAGGCCAAAGAGAAAUACAAGAAUCGUGAGCCUCUGAUGCCCUCGCCACAGUUCAUUAAAUCCUAUUUCAGUUCUUUUACGGAUGAUAUCAUCUCCCAGCCUUUGCUUAAGGGUGAGAAAUCAGAUGAGGAUAAGGAUAAGGAGGGAGAGGCUUCUGAAGUAAAAGAAAACUCUGGCUAUUUGAGAGCAAAACAAUAUAUGGAAGAGGAGAACUAUGACAAAAUUAUCAGUGAGUGCACAAAAGAAAUUGAAGCAAAGGGAAAAUACAUGGCAGAAGCUUUGCUUCUGCGAGCUACUUUCUACUUACUUAUUGGCAAUGCAAAUGCUGCCAAACCAGACCUAGAUCAGGUCAUCAGCAUGGAAGAUGCAAAUGUGAAGCUCCGAGCUAAUGCUCUGAUCAAACGAGGAAGUAUGUAUAUGCAGCAGCAGCAACCUGCACUGUCCACUCAAGAUUUUAACACGGCUGCUGAUAUCGAUCCUCAAAAUGCAGAUGUUUACCACCAUCGAGGACAACUGAAAAUUCUGCUUGACCAAAUUGAAGAGGCUGUGGAAGACUUUGAUGAAUGUAUCCGAUUGCGACCGGAUUCUGCCUUGGCUCAAGCACAGAAAUGUUUUGCUCUGUAUCGCCAAGCAUAUACAGGGAAUAAUCCUUUGCCUGUGCAAGUAGCUAUGAAAGGCUUUGAAGAUGUCAUUAAAAAGUUUCCAAAGUGUGCUGAAGGCUAUGCUCUAUAUGCUCAGGCACUAACUGAUCAACAGCAGUUUGGCAAGGCUGAUGAAAUGUAUGAUAAAUGCAUUGAUCUUGAGCCAGACAAUGCCACUACGUAUGUUCAUAAAGGUUUACUUCAGCUUCAGUGGAAGCAAGAUUUAGACAAAGGUUUAGAACUCAUAAGCAAGGCCAUUGAAAUUGAUAACAAAUGUGAUUUUGCAUAUGAAACCAUGGGAACGAUUGAAGUGCAAAGAGGUAAUCUAGAUAAAGCCAUUGAAAUGUUCAACAAAGCUAUCAACCUGGCCAAAUCUGAAAUGGAGAUGGCCCACCUCUACUCGCUCUGCGAUGCUGCCUACGCCCAGACAGAAGUUGCAAAGAAGUAUGGAUUGAAACCACCAACACUGUAAAAACAAACACAAAACAAACAAGAGGAGGAAAUGACUUCACUUUAGAAGUUGCCCACUUCAGUCAGCCCUAAAGACGCUGUUGCAAACCAUGUUGAAUGGUGGAACUUAGUUUUUUCCCGUUCGUGGUGUUGUCAUUUGCUACAUCUGUUAAAUGUUUAGGUGUUGUGGGAAUGGUUAUUCAAGGGAGUAUGCACUGUUGCAUCUUGUUUCUUCUGCAACAAAAACCUUAAAGCAUUUUAAGGGGAAAAAAAGUUGCAGAGGAACAAAUGGAAGAUACUUAGGCCAUGCAAAUAAAAACUUUAUAUUGGUUCAUUUUGAGUGAUUACGUUAUGGGUGAUUUUUGCUUUACUAAAUAAUAUUACAGCAUGUUUUUUUUUCCCCUGUUGAUUUUAAAGGUAAUACUAGUCAGUGCUGUAAAAUAGGUAUCUCUUUUAUAUUAAUUCUUGAGGGUUGAUUUUAAUUUUGCAAAAAGGAAAAAAAAACAAUUUACAAACUGUUUGUUAACAGAUUUUUUCUUUUUUAAAGCCAGUAGCUGUGAAGAGAAUUCUGUAAAUAUAUGCAAGCAUGCACAAUCUUCCCUUAAAGCCCUUCCUACCCUCUGCAUUACAACUUAAAAAUAGUCUUGUGGCAGCUAUUAGGGAAUUAAUUUGAUAGUCCUUAUUCUCACCCCAGAAAGCCCAGGUGUCCAUGUAGGAGAGCUAGUACAAAGGUUUUUUGGGGAAAGAGGCUAGGUAAUGCUACUUUACUGCAGAUUUUACUGGAAGAGAUGCCAUGUUCCUGUGCAGCAGUCCUUACUUGAAUGUCACAAGAAAUUGUUCUGUAGGGUUCUGAGAGACUUUCAAGGAUAGAAAGCACUGCUGGGAGUGGAGCUGCCAAGGUACGGUCAUGCUUGCUUGUGAUCUCUCCAUUGCUGAAAUCUAUGAGUUCAUACAACUGUCUAAAUUCUCUUCUUUGGUCCCUAGAGACUUCUGCUCUAAUCCUUGUAAUAGCCCUCUGCGGGAUUAAGUGAGAUAAAGAACAAGGCAUAGUCUAAACCCUCAAAUCAUGGAUUCAGAACCUUUGCUAGUUCCCUUGUUCUUCAGGCCCUGUAUUGUCUAAGAUUACAGAUACUGAACAAAAGAAGCAACUGUUUGGCAAAUAGCAGGUUGGCAAGUUACUACUAGCAUAAACACUCAUCCUCUAACUAUGAACUUCAGUGACCACUUCUCUGCUGCUUUGGGUUGAUCCAUCUGAUACUGUAGUCAGUCUGUGGUGCCUCUCCCUGGGCUGAUGUGGCUGGAUAAAACUCAUGCAAUUACGUAAUUGAUGUCGCUUAGUUUACCAUACAUUGAUCUGUGCUUCUACCCGUUCUAAAAUCAUAGAUUUGCUUGUGUUGAAUUUUCUAAUGUAUUUCACCUCUUAAAGAAAUGAACCAGACUGCCAUCAAACUGUCUUGUUCUCUCCUUGUGGCACUCCAUAGCAGCAGCUUGUGUUUUCAACUUGACCUACCUUUCUUCCAGCAAAAACAAUUGAGAAUGGAAAUGGUGAACCGUAGAUGUGGAGAGUUAAUCUUUGUAUUUUAGUUAGCUUACUGAUGUGAUCCGAAAUCGUGGCGUUGGCAUAGAAUUGAAGGCACUGGAAGGUACUUGCAGCUGCUAAGGACAUUGUGUGUAACAAGUGUCAAAUGCCUUCUGGAACUUGCUAUCUCUGCAUCAGUUCCUGCAUUUGUUCCCGAGAACAAAACUAUGCCAUUCUGACCGAGUUGUCCUGUUCUCCCGAGGAGUUUUUAUUUGCAUGGCCUUAUUUACAUUGGCUUUUUCUCCUCUUCACCCUACUUUUACCCCGUUCCUGUCCCCACCAAACCAAUUAAGGGAAAAAAGCAUGUGCUCUCAAAUACUAGCAUUCCAAAUCAUCACAGACUCUUGCCUGUUCUUGAACUAGUUUGAAACUGCACUGAAAAGGAUGCAUUGUCUGUAAUUUUUUUGUAAAUGACGUAUCACCUGUAAACUGAAGAAAAAAAAAUAAAUAUUACCUUCAAGUAUCGUUCUCUGACAUGAAUAAGAGCAGGUUUUGAUGGAAGUGCUCUCUGCACUUAUUUGGGUCACUCCGCAUCUAGGAAGAAUUAAUAACAACUGACUGCCUCUCAUCUCUCACCUGAGCCUUGAAGAAAAGAGGAGGAGACAUGGAAUGAAGGAACCUUAUCUCUUGAUUGCUACCAUCCCCUGCAGAGGUAUGAUCUGGAGGGCUGAAGCUUGCAGGGAGAUAGGAGAGCUGGGAAUCUGAGUAGCUGACACCCUCUUCACAUGCGUGUGCAGUUAGAUUCUGCUCCUCCAGGGAAAGGGAAUUCAUUUCUUUAUUGGCUGAUGUGUGAGGGUUUGUUUUAUGCCAGGUAUACAUGUGAACUUGCCUUGAAAUUUUUUUUUUUUUUUUUUUUUAAAUAGGGGUUGAGGGCUACUGUUGAAACAAUUAUUGCUGCUAUUUAAAGGAAAAAACAGUGAAGUCAUGUAGGAAGUUAGUAAUGAAGGUCUGGAUAGACACUGUAUGGUAGAACCUAUGGGAAGUUGGUUCUUUGCAUAGUUGUUAUGCAUCUUAAUUCUGAUCACAUAUAAUUCCUGCUGUUUGUGUUAAGAUGCAGAGGUUAGUUUGCCAAAAUGGAGAUUAAAAGCUGUGCCUUGAUUUAGUAGGAUCUACUUUCACAGCCAUUUCAGAGCUGUUACUGGCUAGUUUUAUAUGUUUAACAGAAUAUUAGUGCACAUGCAAAAAGUGGAUACUUUAAAGUGCCUGUCUCCUGCUAACAUAGAAUUGAGUACUGGCUGCUUUAGCUACCUAGCUGAGAACCAGUUGUGUACAUUUUGUUUGCAAAACCCUCUCAAGUUCACAAUCCAUUGGUAUCAUUUCUGAGUGACUGAGUAAAUUUUCCUGGAGAUUCCCAAUGCAGCCUCCUAGGACAAGGUACUUACAACUCGACCUGACAAAUAAGGCUGAGCUCACAUCACCUCUUCAGCUUUGUUCACCAAAGUGGGCCACUACACAUUUUCACUUGUUCUGUCCAUUUGAAAUUCCAGGAGAGGAUCAUCCAUGCCACAGAUUUUGUUUUAUUGCCUGUUUCAGACUGGAUCUUACAUCACCGCAUUGAAGUGGUUAGCUGUUGAGAGACCUGCAUUUCUUUUAUCCUCCAAAGAUGAGUGUUCCAUUUUGCUGUAUAUUAGCAUAGUGUAGGGGGUGGUAGGAAAGAUGUGGUAGUUCAGAAGGAUAUAUAAUAGCUGGUGUGGUUUAGAAGUCAGACCCCUGUGAUGGCCUUUCAGUAGUGUUGAUUGUUACGUAUGUGACAGGCACCAAUUUAAUGCAGUAAAUCUGACUCCAUGUUAAUUUUUCUAUAUUUAUUUUUCAACAAAUAAAUUUUCAUUUCACCUUACGCUCCAUGGCGUGUUUCUUAAGAGUUCCAUUACGGUGUGUAGACCAAAAUGCUGAGAAAGCACAGGCACAGAAGGCUGCUGGAAUAGAUAAUGCCACUGAAUGGAACGAUGGACCUGCCUUUUAGGGGAAAGACUUCUUAGGGUUUAACUUAAUGUAACCAUUAAUUCCCCUAUAGGUGGCUGGGGCCUCUGAACAACGCAGCUGACUAACCCCAGAGAAGUCAAAGGAACAUCAGAAAAAGAGGAUAGCUGUGGGAGAAGGAUGGCUGAAGAAGGAACAGGUAAGAUGGUUUGGGGCACAAGUAGCUAGAUAGAACAAGACAAAAGCUUUCAGCUGUCCUCUUCUGUAAUCUGAAAUCUCCUUUUGCCUGUCGAUCAUCCUUUGUGUUGGUGGUAAACUAAAAGCACAGAGGUAAAGCAUGAAUAGUCAUAUAUGCUUCUUUUUGCUUCCCAUUUAAGGAAAACAUUUGCCAUCAGCAAAUACUUUGCUUUUUCAUUAGAAAUGGAACCACUAAGGUGCCCUCCUGAGAAAAAAAAUCUCUUGCAAAAUGCAAGACUGCCUUUAAGUUCUUUAAAGCCAUCUUUAACCAGUUUGCUGGUCUCUUAAGCAAGAGCAAUGCAGUGAGGAACAUAUCCACGCAGCUGGAGGGAGCUGGCCUUUGGUAGCAGUAAUGCUUGUAGAUGUUUAGUGAUACAGGUAUCUGCAUUCUGUGACACUGUGGAUGGAAAGGCAACCAAUUUUCCAACCGUUUUGAUUGACUCCCCUCAGCCUUUUCAAUAGAACACAACAAGAAAGCGAAACUAAAACCAAUUCAGACAUUACACUCAGGAAGUAGUAAUAGAGCAAGGGUGUGGUGACAAGUGAGCUUCUUUGACAGAACAUUAACAUCACUUCAGCAAUAAGCAGGAAUUGUGUUAAGAAUUUAAUACAGAUAUUCCAGCCAGGAUCUGUUAACAGAUUCUUGCAUAGUAACAAUUCUGUUUGACUGCUAAUCACAUUAUCUUUAAGUAGUUCCAAGUGGAAUUUGGCCUAUUUUGCUUAGUGUGUUAAACUUUAAGCUUGCCUGGUUUGAAGUUGGGCAUUUAAGAAACUCAGAGUUAUUUAGGUACUGAUGUGGAAGUCAUACCUGUAGAGCCCCUGAUAAUUCAGAGAAAAGUUCAUAAUACUAAAGCUGACUUCAGAGGAUUUCCAUAGAGAACAUAAUUCCCACCUCUCUACAUCCUAAAAAAAAAACCC
This is a messenger RNA of Lagopus muta (rock ptarmigan), 6439 nucleotides long. It is a transcript of the gene TOMM70, whose product is annotated as translocase of outer mitochondrial membrane 70. Bases 56 to 1807 code for a protein of 583 amino acids. Gene Ontology annotation, molecular function: protein binding. The record is from RefSeq and is a predicted model, not a curated record. The transcript has 12 exons. NCBI's taxonomy places the organism in Eukaryota, Metazoa, Chordata, Aves, Galliformes, Phasianidae.